AUGGGCCAAGAACCGAACCCAAACUCUAACCACAGGUACCGCUGGGUGAUUCCGGUCGAAGACCCCUGCAAGUGCACAAGGGUGAAGCUCGGGGGAUUGUCAACGCACACACCUCAAAGACUAUUCAACGUGACUUACUACGACAACUAUCUGCGAAGUAACGACCUCAAAGAGAUCAAACACUGGCUCAACUGCCCAAGACGUUUGAUGAAGACACGAACAGAUUGUGCUGACAUUCUCGCAGAGGGUGUGACUAAGAGUGGUGUGUACAAGAUCAGACCUCUGAAUUUUAAUGAGUCUUUCGAGGUAUACUGUGAUAUGGACACAGACGGAGGAGGAUGGAUGGUAUUCCAGCGGCGUAAGGACGGCAGUGUUGACUUCGACCGGACUAUUGCCGAAUACCGUGAGGGCUUUGGGUCUUUUGAUUCAGAGUUUUGGCUCGGUAACGACAUUUUGCACCGUAUGACCGCUCAGGGCGAGUACGAACUCCGCGUUGAUCUCUCCGACUGGGAAAACAAUAUGGCGGACGCCCUCUACGACUCAUUCAGCAUCGCCGAUUGGAGUGGCAAGUACAGGCUUGCUUUGGGAAUUUACCGUAGUACAUCAACCGCAGGCGACUCACUGAGCUCUCACAGUAACCUUCAGUUCUCUACCAAGGACUUAGACAACGACUACCAUUCGUCGGGCAACUGUGCCCAUAUAUACAGUGGAGGGUGGUGGUACAAUGCCUGUCAUGAGUCCAAUCUUAACGGGGAGUACCACCAAGGGACCAAAACAGCAUUCGGUCAUGGAAUCAUUUGGACUCACUGGAAGGGAAUGCUCUACUCACUCAAAACCACAGAGAUGAAAAUAAGAGCCAAACCAUAA
Molecule: messenger RNA, 867 nt
Organism: Asterias rubens (European starfish)
Lineage: Eukaryota; Metazoa; Echinodermata; Asteroidea; Forcipulatida; Asteriidae
Product: ficolin-1-A-like
Exons: 4
Coding region: 1-867 (288 amino acids)
Source: RefSeq, a predicted model, not a curated record